GAUACCCGGGCCGCUCGGACUCCCAGAGUUCCUGUGGCAUUCCUGACGACCAGUCUUCCGAAAUGGAACUGUCCUUAGAAGAAGGGAGGAGUUCUCUAUCUUCAUCGAGCUGCACAUCCUCCAGCCGCCCAGACUCGCGGAGUUCCUGUGGCAUUCCUGACGUACGGUCUUCAGAAAUCGAGCUGUCACUGGAAGAAGGGAGAAGUUCUCCAUCUUCAUCGAGCUGCACAUCCUCCAGCCGCCCAGACUCGCGGAGUUCCUGCGGCAUUCCUGACGUACGGUCUUCCGAAAUCGAGCUGUCACUGGAAGAAGGGAGGAGUUCUCCAACUUCAUCGACCUGCACAUACUCCAGCCGCCCAGACUCGCAGAGUUCCUGUGGCAUUCCUGACGACCAGUCUUCCGAAAUCGGGCUGUCCCUGGAAGAAGAGGGAUGUUCGUCAGCUUCAUGGGACCACACAUAUUCCUGUCUCCCACUAGAGAACAGUCCACUGGAGGCUCAUGCUGAUCAUAGCUACGCCCUUCCUCAAAAUGCUGUUCCUGCUCACGAGUCCAGCGGAGACAUGGCUGACAUGGCGCCGUCGAUUUAUGGACCGUCACCUGAGGACUCUCUCUCUAGCAGUGCCGGUGUACUUUCUCACAGAGCAUCAAGCAAGGCCCGCAGCACUGACAAGAGAAAGAUGGACGCACUGAGGGCCAAGGUACGACAGGUCCGAGAACAAAACAAGAGGCUGCAAAGAAGGCUGCAACGACAGCGUCAGAUGAGGACUGUUGCUGAAGUUGUUGAGAGUGUCCGCAUUCAUGUUUCUCCAGCUGUCGCUGCACUCGUUGAGGCCCAGCUUAGGAUGAGGGAUGUGAGCCGGUUUGGUCGACGGUGGUGCAGCCAGAACAAGGCUUUGGCUUUGGGCCUCUACUUUCAUAGCCCAAAAGGCUAUAAGUAUUGUAGACGACUGCUUCGGUUGCCAUCAGUCCGAUCACUGCAGCUGUGGCUUCAGCGUGUUCCACUGAGAGUUGGAUUUUACCCCGAAAUUUUCGAGCUGGUAAAGAGGCGAGCGACUUCUUUUUCACGAGCCGAUCGAGCCUGCAGCAUAGUGUUUGAUGAGAUGCAUAUUAAAAAAGAGCUCUCAUACAACCCCUCAUCUGACAGGUUUGAAGGACUUGAAGAGUAUAGUAAUGGUGUGCAAGGUGCGAACCUAUCAAACAAGGCUCUCGUGUUUAUGGCAAAAGGAAUUCGAACACCAUGGAAGCAGCCACUUGGCUACUUUUUCGCUCAUAAAGGCACACCUACGAAUGUCCUACAAGAUCUUCUUUUCCAGUGCUACAGCCUCCUUGUGGAUGCUGGCCUGGAGCCAGUAGCUGUGGUAUGCGAUCAGGGGAGCCAAAACAUCUCCCUUUUUUCAAGCCUUAUAACCCCCGAGAAGCCUUACAUAGAUGUCAACGGCAAACCUCUUUUUUUCCUUUUUGAUGCUCCGCACCCCCUGAAGUGCCUCAGAAACAUGCUAUUUAAGUAUGACUUCAAGGUUUGUGAUCAAGUAGUAAAAAGCUCGUACAUAAAGGAAGCUUAUGAAAAGGACCGGAAACUUGAGAUCCGUUCGAUGCCCAAGCUGAACGCAAAGCACUUUGAUUUGACGUUCUGCUCAAAGAUGUCGGUGAAACUAGCGGCCCAAGUUUUUAGCAACCAUUGUGCUGCUGCAAUGUAUGCCUUCGUAACGUUCCAGCAAUUGCCACCUGCAGCUAUUCACACAGCGAGAUUCGUUGAAAGAAUCGACCGUCUCUUUGACAGCCUAAAUAGCUCCCACAAAUCGGCAAAAACGCCCUUCGCCUCUGCGAUGCAUAAUGGCUCUGUCCAUGAAGAGUUUUUCAAAGAGUGCAUUGAAGUUUUUGAAACCCCGCAAGUACUCGGAUGUAGACGGCAGCCAAACUGCAUUCGUGGCUUUUGCUUAACAAUGAGGUCUCUGAUGAUGCUCUGCAAUCACCUCACAGUUAAUUUUGGUUUCACCUACAUUUUAACCCGCCACUUAAACCAGGAUACGCUUGAAAACACCUUUGCUAUUAUACGUUCGAAGUCUGGAGCAAACGCAAACUCUACUUCUCGUCAGUUUCAGGCAGCGUUCAGACAUCUUUUGGUAAGCAACUUGUUCAAGCUGACUGAAAAAUCAAACUGUGCUGAGGACAUGAUGUCCCUCCUUGCUACUCUUCCGGUAGGCCUAUCGGCACCCUCUGCUUCUCUACCCUUGGGAAGCUCAGUUUUCCUUAGCGCAGCAGACGAGUCGCCCUUAAACUACCCUUCGGCCAUGGUAGCGAACAACAUGGUUUAUUUUGCUGGGUGGCUUGCGACAAGAUUUUUGAAGGGUCAUUCUUGUGUCGGGACAUCUCAGCGAUGUGAGCUGAAGAAAGAAAAUGCAUGUUUUUCUGAAGGAAACCAAGUUUUACUGUACUUGAGUGUGAAAGGCACUGCUGACUCGGACUUUGGAAACCUGUCAGUUCCCUCCCCUUCCUUCACAUCAUUCGUUGAGGCAUGUGAGCGUGUUUUCGAGGCGAGGAUCAACAACCUUAUUUCAAAGGAGGGCAUAGGGCGCACUCUUUGUGUACUUUUUCAUCAGGAGGUCCAAAAGUCUCUUGUUGUGUGUGACAAUGUGUAUGACGACUUGUUUUCUCUGUUUGCAAGAGUCAGGCUACACUGGUUUGCACGAAAAAAAAACACUGAACUUGUUGAUGCAUCAGCAAGGUGUAAAACUAGGCAGCACGUGCAAAGGCUAAGCUCUUGAGACUACACAGCGUACAUUUUAAAAGUAGUAUAUGUGCUUUCCUAGCCUUUCGUAUGGUAUAAAAGACUAUUUUCGUUUGCUCGAUAUUUUGCAACGCGUCUCGAAAAAAUCUGGCGGGCGCACAAUUUCGCGAUCUAGAACAAUAUUUAUUGCUUUCAUAUCCUUGGACUGAGUCAUUUUUCGCGAGGUUUUUCAACUUGUGAAAUUAUUAAAUAUUAGGUCAUCGCGAAAGUCAA
This is a messenger RNA of Ixodes scapularis (black-legged tick), 3001 nucleotides long. RefSeq names its product transposable element P transposase. The transcript is spliced from 7 exons. The coding region runs from base 63 to 2765 and encodes 900 amino acids. The record is from RefSeq and is a predicted model, not a curated record. Lineage: Eukaryota; Metazoa; Arthropoda; Arachnida; Ixodida; Ixodidae.